GUACUUUGCCUCUCUCCACCCCCUUUUUUUCCUUUUUAGUUUUUUCCUUUUCUUUCUCUCUCUAACCCCCACUUGUUCCCGCACUAACUAAGAUAUGGUACAAGCAAAGAAGUUCAGAGGAGUCAGGCAGCGCCAGUGGGGCUCUUGGGUGUCAGAAAUUCGCCACCCUUUACUUAAGAGAAGAGUGUGGCUAGGCACAUUUGAGACAGCGGAGGCAGCAGCAAGGGCAUAUGAUCAAGCAGCCAUUUUGAUGAAUGGUCAGAAUGCUAAGACCAAUUUCCCUACAUCGAAGAACCAAGCUGAAGAUUCCACCCAUUGCGGUGGUGAUGACACUUUCUUGUCUCCCAAGGCUCUUUCUGAGCUUCUCAGCACAAAGCUAAGAAAGUACUGCAAAGACCCUUCUCCAUCCCUCACUUGUUUGAGGCUAGAUGCUGACAAUUCUCACAUUGGAGUGUGGCAAAAAGGUGCAGGACCACAUUCUGGAUCCAACUGGGUCAUGAGGGUAGAGCUUGGGAAGAAACACACGGAGGGUGAAUCCACAGGGUUGCCACACACUGGUGGUGACAUUAUUAAUGCUGAAAAUGCGGUUGAAGAAGAGGAAAGAGUUGCCAUGCAGAUGAUUGAAGAGCUACUUAACUGGAACUACCCUUGUGCUUCAAGUUCAUGUGACCAGGAAGAGAAAAGGAACCUUCCAUGUCAUAGUUCUUAAAAUAGUAAUUAAUCCCUUUUUUCUCAUGCCAUCAUUUUCAUUUACUUUUGUCUUCUGUAAAAAUGUUUGUCAAAUGUUCAGUCUGAUAGCUACUUAAUACACUUUAUGUAAUGCUUUGAUUGGUGGUAAGCUUGAUAACUUGGAUCAAAUUAGUGGGAAAUUAGGAAACAAGAAAAGGAAAUUAGACUGUCAAUUAUGAUUAUUCCUUUGAAGUAACAAGUAACGCUUGGAAAAGAAUUCCAGCCACAGGUAACAUAUAAUAUAAUAGGUCUUUUAUUGAUCAAGUGGACUCAGUUGGAUAUCUCUGAUUC
Abrus precatorius (Indian licorice) is the source of this 1020-nucleotide messenger RNA. Its product is annotated as ethylene-responsive transcription factor SHINE 2-like. The transcript is spliced from 2 exons. The record is from RefSeq and is a predicted model, not a curated record. Gene Ontology annotation, molecular function: DNA-binding transcription factor activity; DNA binding. Bases 95 to 709 code for a protein of 204 amino acids. NCBI's taxonomy places the organism in Eukaryota, Viridiplantae, Streptophyta, Magnoliopsida, Fabales, Fabaceae. Gene Ontology annotation, biological process: regulation of DNA-templated transcription.